AUGCCAGUACCGCUACCAUUUCUUGGCGGCUUUCUGUAUCGCCAGCUCUUCAUCACGCCCUCGCUGCCCAAGGCCCGGUUUGACGGACAGAACAUCAUCGUCACGGGAUCUAAUGUCGGCCUGGGACUCGAGGCAGCCCGUCACUUUGCUCGUCUGGGUGCAUCACGAGUCGUCCUAGCAGUCCGUGAUCUAGCAAAGGGCGAAGCAGCGAAGAAGUCCAUCGAUCGCGAUGUUUCUCCAUCAUGUGUCACUGUCAUGAGGCUAGAUCUCACCAGCUACGACAGCGUACAAGAGUUUGCAGCACGCAUCGAUGAGGAGCUUGAUCGUCUGGACGUCCUCUGCGCCAACGCUGGCAUCGCAACCGGAACUUUUCGUAUCGCAGAACAAGACGAGAGUACCAUUACGACUAAUGUUGUGAGCACUUUCUUGCUUGCUUUUCUCCUCCUGCCGAAGUUGAAGACGACUGCGGAGCGAUACAAUGUAUUGACCACUCUCACAUUCACCUCGAGCGAAGUUCAUGAAUUUACCGACUUUAGGGCCCCAGAAGAGGAAGACAUACUCACUGCGCUCUCGGAUCCAGUAAAGGCCAAUAUGGGUGAGCGUUACUUUGUGAGCAAAUUGCUGCAGGUAUUUACUACUCGAGAGAUGGCAGCCCGCGUAGGAGACUCCUAUCCGGUGGUCAUCAAUUGUUUGAAUCCUGGGUUUUGUCACUCUGAGCUUGCCAGAGAAGCAGGAUGGUACUUAUACAUCAUGGCCGUUCUUUUGGCAAGAUCAACGGAAGUUGGAAGUCGAACCAUAGUGGCUGCAGCGGCAGCAGGGCCAGAGUCUCAUGGGAAGUACAUGAGUGAAAGUAUGAUCACGGAGCCAGGCGAGAUGGUAAGGAGUAGAGAGGGGACCAUACUUCAGAGAAAAUUUUGGGCUGAGUUAUGUGCGCGACUAGAAUCGAUCAAGCCGGGGAUCACAGCGAAGCUGUAG
This is a messenger RNA of Cercospora beticola, 975 nucleotides long. RefSeq lists its product as uncharacterized. The record is from RefSeq and is a predicted model, not a curated record. Lineage: Eukaryota; Fungi; Ascomycota; Dothideomycetes; Mycosphaerellales; Mycosphaerellaceae.